Limanda limanda (common dab) is the source of this 1714-nucleotide messenger RNA. RefSeq names its product palmitoyltransferase ZDHHC18-B-like. The record is from RefSeq and is a predicted model, not a curated record. Gene Ontology annotation, cellular component: endoplasmic reticulum; Golgi apparatus. The transcript has 10 exons. The coding region runs from base 315 to 1625 and encodes 436 amino acids. Gene Ontology annotation, molecular function: protein-cysteine S-palmitoyltransferase activity. Lineage: Eukaryota; Metazoa; Chordata; Actinopteri; Pleuronectiformes; Pleuronectidae. Gene Ontology annotation, biological process: protein targeting to membrane; peptidyl-L-cysteine S-palmitoylation.
AACUCAGUCGUGAAUGUUUCGCGACUUAUAUGUUCUAUACGGCUCAAAGUGUAAUGGCUGCUUUUUAAUUCAUGCACACAGCACAGAGUGGAUAUCCGUAAAAGCGUUUGGCCAGAACGUCCAGGACGGACAUGACGGAAUGUGGUGUUUACUGAUGUUCGAUUCCGCAGCUGGAUGAUGUGAAACAAACACGGACCCUUAAACUAACGAUGGACACCUGGGUGCUGGUUGUUUUUGUGGCACACGGCUGCGGGUGAUGCUCCCUCUCCCCGGCCACACGCCCCGAUCGCCCGCAGCCAACUUCACUGUAAACCAUGAAGAACUGCGAGUUCCAGCAAAUCGACCCGCGGGCACUUCCGACACCCACCCCGACCCCUCCGCAUCACCACCCGGGGAGCGUCACGGCAGAGGAGCCGAGGAGACCCAGGAGGAAGUGGGAAGUUUUCCCCGGGAAGAACCGCUUCUACUGCGAGGGACGGAUCGUCGCGGCCCGGCAGAGCGGGGUCCUGCCCCUCACCCUGGGCCUCAUCCUCGUCACCAGCGGACUGUUCUUUACAUUUGACUGUCCCUUCCUGGUCAAACACCUGACCAGCUGCAUACCUGUUAUUGGAGGAGUCCUCUUCGUAUUUGUGGUCAUCACCCUGCUGCAGACCAGCUUCUCCGACCCCGGCAUCCUGCCCAGAGCCACACCGGACGAGGCCACAGACAUUGAGAAGCAGAUUGACAACACAGGAAACACCAGCUAUCGGCCUCCACCGCGCACAAAGGAGGUUGUGAUCAACCAGCAGGUGGUGAAGCUCAAGUACUGCUUCACCUGCAAGAUGUUCCGGCCUCCACGCACCUCCCACUGCAGCCUGUGUGACAACUGUGUGGAGCGAUUCGAUCAUCAUUGCCCUUGGGUGGGGAACUGCGUAGGGAAACGCAACUACCGCUUCUUCUACACCUUCAUCGUGUCACUCUCCUUCCUGACCUCGUUCAUCUUCGGCUGUGUGACCACACAUCUAGCACUGAGGGCUCAAGGUGGAAAAGGUCUGGUGUUUGCUCUGCAAGAGAGUCCCGGCAGUGCAGUGGAGCUGGUGAUAUGUUUCUUCUCAGUCUGGUCCAUCUUGGGCCUCUCGGGCUUCCAUACUUACUUAGUUGCUUCCAACCUGACCACCAAUGAAGACAUAAAAGGCUCCUGGUCAGGGAAGAGUGGAGAAGAUGUCACUAACCCAUACAGUCAUAAAAACAUCUGUAUCAACUGUUGUUCUGUGCUCUGUGGACCCAUGCCACCCAGCUUGAUCGACAGGCGAGGAUUCCUGCCCUCAGAUGAAUCUUCCCAGACAGGCGGCGCGGACAUCGAGGUGCCAGCUGCGGCCACUAAAAGCGAGAUAAAUGUGUGCACACAGGGAACUAAAGGUCUGCUGGAGUCAGCCACUCUCCCUCCGCUCCUGUCCUCCUCGUGCCAUCAGGGGAAACCUCAGACAGCUCAUACCUGUCCAGACAACAGUGCGGCGGUGAACUCUGACCCCUCAGCGGCACUCUCCACGGGCUGCGGGGCCCGUCACACCGCCGGCUCUCGAGGUGAUACCUCUCCUUCACACCACACCAAGACUCACUCGAAGAAAAGUAAACACACAGCUUAACAUAUUCCCAACCCCACCUUGGACGCCCCCUGUUUCCCCUUUCUCUCCGGAUGCUGCCAGCUUCGCCCCUUUGCACCGACGGACACCUU